This is a messenger RNA of Penicillium verrucosum, 1335 nucleotides long. RefSeq names its product CMGC/SRPK protein kinase. The coding region runs from base 1 to 1335 and encodes 444 amino acids. The transcript has 5 exons. Gene Ontology annotation, biological process: protein phosphorylation; regulation of mRNA processing; spliceosomal complex assembly. NCBI's taxonomy places the organism in Eukaryota, Fungi, Ascomycota, Eurotiomycetes, Eurotiales, Aspergillaceae. Gene Ontology annotation, molecular function: protein kinase activity; ATP binding. The record is from RefSeq and is a predicted model, not a curated record.
AUGUCCAUGCCUCCCAUACACAUGGCCCGAUUGUCCCGCAGGGUCUAUAUUUCUUUUCUACGUUCAAGAACCUUGCCCUCCGUCCAACGAAAGUUCCCUGUUACGAUCGGUACUCUUCGCUCCCUGCAGACAAGCGUUCGACCUCCCUCUCCUCCUCAGAGCAACCAAAGUAUGUCCGCUCCAAUUCUCAGAACUGGUCGAGCGGUUGAAGAGGAGACUCUUCCAGAUUAUGACCCGGAUGGGUUCUAUCCCGUCCACAUUGGGGAUGUCUUCAAGGACAGGUAUCGGGUGUUGGGAAAGCUUGGGUUUGGAGCCAGCUCCACGACUUGGUUCUGCCGUGACCUCAGAAGUGAUUGUUACGUCGCCUUGAAAGUUUAUGUUCGGUCCCCCUUAUCCCAAGAUCAAAUAAAUCGUGAAGUGGAAGCGUAUAAACAUCUUGCAACUGUUCAGUCAUCACAUGUCGGACGACGAUUUAUACGCCAUGUUCUUGAUUAUUUUGAACUCGAGCGACCAGACAGAACUUAUCAUCACUGCCUAGUUCACCAACCUCUUCAAACCACACUAUAUGACUUCCAAAGACUCGGUGGGAACGCGGAAGGGUUACCAGAAGACAUGGUCAGAGGGGCAUUACGGCAUCUUCUCCAGGCCCUAGAUUUCCUUCACACGAUUGCCAACAUCACUCAUUGUGAUCUCAAAGAGAGCAAUAUUAUGUUGACUGUUGAGGAUGAGAGUGUUCUUGAAUAUUUCGAGAAAGCCGAGAAAGAAGAUCCCUCCCCACGGAAAAUUGUAAACGACGAGCGCUCGAUCUACGCUACGCGGAAUUUUCGCCGUCCAAGGAAUAAUGCCUGGGGUUAUCCCGUGCUAUGUGACUUUGGAGAAGCUCGCAUCGGGCCCAGGCAUUCACACGAGUGGAUACAGCCCGAGGUAUACAGAGCCCCUGAAAUUAUCUUGGAACUGGAUUGGUCCUAUUCUGUAGAUAUCUGGAAUGCUGGCUGUUUGGCGUGGAAUAUGCUAGAACAUAAGCAUCUUUUCAAUGGAGAGGAUGAAGAAGGCUAUACUAACCGUUACCAUAUCGCUGAAAUGGUUGCAUAUCUCGGGGCUCCACCGUUGGAAUUUCAGCGAAGGAGUGGACGCUCGCCAUUAGUCUUUACAGUGGAUGGUCGUUGGCAGGGAAGCCCGCCACUUCCACCUAUCACUCUCGAAAAUACCGAAGAAAAGCUGCACGGUGCCCCUAAGAUCGCAUUUUUGAAAUUUUUGCGGUCCAUGUUGGCUUGGGUACCUGACGACAGAAAAUCUGCCCGUGAGCUUUUGGAGGACCCGUGGCUUCAAGGAUGA